Messenger RNA from Kwoniella shivajii, 1569 nucleotides. RefSeq lists its product as uncharacterized. NCBI's taxonomy places the organism in Eukaryota, Fungi, Basidiomycota, Tremellomycetes, Tremellales, Cryptococcaceae. The record is from RefSeq and is a predicted model, not a curated record. Gene Ontology annotation, biological process: transmembrane transport. Bases 1 to 1569 code for a protein of 522 amino acids. The transcript is spliced from 14 exons. Gene Ontology annotation, molecular function: transmembrane transporter activity. Gene Ontology annotation, cellular component: membrane.
AUGUCCUCGACUGUCCCGAUUGAUGAAGAGAAAAACAUCGACCAGACCGACGUGAACGUUCUGGAUAUCCCUUCGACUGAGUUGUCGCAAGACAAGCUGGAAACUUACGAUGUGGCGGCUGCGUUUCUCGCUGGCAUAGCCAAACGACCUGACGCUGCAGAACUCCUAGCGCCCUGGACCCCCGAGGAAGAGAAAGCGCUUAAACGCAAAAUCGAUUGUAUCGUCAUGCCUCUGCUGUGGCUCGCGAACUUGAUGAGCGGUACUGAUAAGGUUCUGCUCGGUACAGCCGUAACCUUUGGUUUGAGGACGGACUUGAAGCUAGUAGGCCAACAGUAUUCGUGGGCGAACAGCGCUAUCUAUUUCAGCUGUAUUUUGUUUGUCUUUCCGCAGUCAUUUAUAUUUCAGAAGUUCUCAAUUGGCAAGACUAUUGGAGUAAAUGUCUUCAUGUACGGCAUCACUACUUUCGGCACAUCGGCAGUGAAGAAUUUUGCAGGUUUAAUCGUAUGUAGACUGCUUUUGGGAGUUUUCGAGGGUGCUGGGCAUUCUGCUACUGGAAUGGUAAUUUCGAUGUGGUGGAAGACAUCUGAGCAGCCAUGGCGGACUGGAAUAAUGUUCAGUACGCUCUCAUCGGUCGUCAACGGUCUUCUUUCUUACGCUUUACAAUUUUAUGACCCUGGUCCCAUCGCUCGUUGGCGCCUCCUUUUUGUUAUCAUGGGAUGUGUCUCCGUCUGUGUUGGUAUCGCCAAUUACAUUUUCAUUCCUGGUAAUCCAGCCCAGGCGUGGUGGCUUAAUGAUAGGCAGAAAGUAAUUGCUAUUCGAAGAGUUGCGGUAAACCAGACCGGGGUGAUGAAUCACAAAGUCAAAUGGAGCCAAGUCAAGGAAGCUCUACUCGACGUACAAACCUGGUUAAUCUUUGUCAUCAAUGUCAGCUUGAAUAUCCCGAACGGAGGCUUGAUUGGGUUCAAUUCUUUGAUAGUCCAAUCACUUGGUUACAGUGUGAAAGAAGUUACCCUACUUGCAAUUCCGACAGGAGUGAUCAGCUGGUUAUCCUCCCUUUUCUUCGCUAGACUUGCUACAAAAACGAGACAGCCAUUGUUAUGUGUCACAGCUGCUGUGUUGAUCUGUCUCACCGGGACGAUCAUGCUCAAACAGAUUCCGAGGUCCAAUAAAGGUGGAUCUUUAGCUAGUUUGUUCAUCAUGUAUGUAUACUGGGCUCCUUACAUUAUUAUGGGUUCAUCCAUUUUGUACCACAACAUAGGUGGAACAAGCAAAAAAAUCGCAGUCUAUGGUAUCAGCUACUGGGGUUACUGCGUCGGCAAUUUGAUUGGACCCCAAACUUUCCGAGCCAAUGAAGCCCCGUUGUAUAAGAGUGCUAUAAUGUCGAUGCUUAUCUUCUAUUGUUUGUCAAUCCUCUUCAUUGCAAUUUACGGUUUAGUCUGCUGGCAGUCGAAUAAGAAGAAGGAGAAGCAGGAAGAGGAAUGGCGAGCGACAAGGCAAGAAGGUGAUGUCGCGGAGGAAUGGAAAGAUCUCACCGAUAAGGAGAAUCCUCUUUUCAGAUAUAGCUAUUAA